CACAUUCCAAGAAAAAUCCUAACAGUAGUUUCCUCUAAAUCCUCCGAGUCACAGGAGGAAUUGUCAUCCACAGAAGACAAGCAGCUCAAUAGACUUCCUGACAUGAUCAAGCCUUUAUACUCUCAUAGCUUGCUUUGCAUUGAUUAGUGGCUUGGGGUUUUAGGGUUUUACCAGAGCAAGGACGACCGUGCCAUUUGGUUGAUUGAAAAGCCCGAGUGGCAUGCCCAAUUGUCUAUUGAAAUAACUGAUCUGUAUAUAAGGUACUUGAAAAGUGGACCAGGAAAUCUCAAGAGAUUCAGUUAUGCAUUGAAUAGGGAGGAUAGAAACGCCAUUCUUGGAGGACCUUAGAGAGGAGAACAAUCUUUCCUGCCAUUGUAUGUUGUAGCUACUAAUGGGAAAUAGCUUCUCCAGGAAUUGCAGUAUUUAUUAUAUAAUCGAGCAGUAUAUGCCUAUUAACGCC
This is a messenger RNA of Hevea brasiliensis (rubber tree), 460 nucleotides long. RefSeq lists its product as uncharacterized. The record is from RefSeq and is a predicted model, not a curated record. NCBI's taxonomy places the organism in Eukaryota, Viridiplantae, Streptophyta, Magnoliopsida, Malpighiales, Euphorbiaceae.